UUUAAAAAAGAGUCUAGCUUACAUUAAUGCUUGCAGUGUAGAUGUCUUAUCAUGUCUAAUCAAUUGAGACACCGACCUAAAUCUAGCUACAAUCCUACCCAUAUUGUUCUAGUUCUUCUAGAGUGAGUGCUGCCAAACAUCUAGAAAAGCAGCAGUCCCUGUGUAAGUGUAAACUAUGGGGAACACUCUUUCUGCCGUCUUCCGCUUUUAUCUACGCCUCUACGUUCCCCUACUGUGACAACGUCAACUACAAUUCAUUGCCUGUAGUAAAGGUGUCAAGGUCUCUACCGUGUACACGUGAAAAUGUACUCAUGACCCGUCACACGCAAAAAGACUCACUGUGACCUUGAACCCUGGCUCGAAUCACCUAACCGAGCUCUUCUGUAAGAAGAGUGAGAAAUUUCAACACAUAGAUGAGCAAUAGCCCAGAUUCUGUUCCGCAUUUGCUUUGACUAACAGGAAGUCCGACAACAAAACGGAAAUUCGGCCACAAUCGCCCUUGGCAGGCAAGAAGAAAUUUCAUGAUAACGUACGGUUAUUCUUUCUUGCUUGGUUAGUUUAGUGUUUGUUUGUUAUUCGUUAUUCGCAUUUUAAGGAUGGCCUUCGAAUAUUUUCUGCUGAAACAGAGACUUUUAAUUUCAAAACAAAUAAUUUGAACGAGCCUACCAUAGGCAUGAUAAUUGAUAUUAUCAGCACUUUCCUUUCGAUGCGAUUUUUUCAGGAUUAAAAAUGAUUUACUGAGGUACCCUACUGUACAAGAUGUAAAGCUGUUGGAACAAGAGGUUUUGUUUCUGAUCGGAACUUUUAUGAAUUUGUUCCAGAAGCGAUAUUAGUCUAUUUGUUGAAUCUCACGCUGUAUUUACCUCUCACUUCCAUAGUUUCAAUACUCCGUCUUUUGGCCGCACUUUGGGUUCUAUUAAUUUGGAAGGACCUGCUUCAGAUUUUUUUAAAAGACCACUAUAUCAGCCCAAAGUAGCAUUUGGAAGCUUAGAUCUAGAAAAUCUACUUAUAAAAGUAAAAGCAACUUUGUGAGUUUUGGAAACAAGAAAGAAUUAAAAAGUCCAACAUCUGUUCAAGCGUUCUCUGCAUUCAGGCUACCAUCGAAUAUGGUAUUGUGACCCCAGGCACUGGGCCUCCGAAGUCUCUGGUGUUUGGUCUCCAUUGUAUAAAUGGCUAUGGCGGACAAGUCGUGCGUUGUCUGGUUGAUCUCUCGAACGAUGUUUUAGUUCCAUCUAUUGGUCUAGAUUAGCAAAACCUGAAAAGUAAAUCACGACCAAAAACAAUUGGGAAAACGCAAGAAAACACAGAGGACUUUACCAACAACUGCUUUUCAACCAGGGAGAUGAAGGACGUGGCAGUGUGUACCCGAGGCAUAAUGUAGAGAGGCUGUCAGUCACCAACAAACAGUGAGAGAGCCGUGCAUACCAGCGGACGGACGGAGGUAACGGAGAGUCCAGGAUGCCGUUCAGGGAAGUGAUGUACAGCUACUUCCUGUCGCUGUACCAGUACGUGCGCACGGCCUGGCCCGUCAGCAUCAUCUACGGCCCCAGCCACGUGGCCCCGUCUGAGGAGACGAGGGAGAAAAUUGGCCGGCUCAUCGCUCUUAUCAAAGGCUCAGAGGUGUGUGAGUAUCCUCCUGGAGAGCGGUGCGGACGUGCACUUGAGGUCAGAGGGCAUCCAGGAGACAGCGCUGCACCGGCUGUACCGACAAAACAUGGACGGUCUGUUCACCAUCUACGACACCACCAAGUACCUGCUCACCACCGGCAUAGAACAGGAGGUGAACGCAUACACCGACCUCGGGGAGACCCCUCUACACAUGCUCAUCUCACACGUGUCGUACACGGGAGGAAACUACGUGGACCCUCAGCGACGCACGCCGCGCGCUCAGCUACAGGACAGCUACCAGAAACAGGUACUGGCUGGCAUCAGACUACUGCUGGAGUUUAACGCCGACCCUCACCUGUUAAACAGCCCGGGCCUGACGUCGCUGAGUCGCAUGCUGCACAUCGGUCUGAAGGCGGUGCACCCUGGGGACAAGUGUGAGUGUGUGGAGAGCUCACAGCCCAACAUGUUCAUCCAGGACUACCGCCACGACUACCACAACCUGGCCGUCGCCAUGGAGACUCUACUCCAGUUUGGCUCCAGACCAAACUUUACUUGUCAAAGUUUGUGAAACUGGCGGGUCACGCGAGUUCCUCCAUGGAAUUUGAAGUAAUGGAGAAGUGGAUUCGAACCCUUCUCCAGUGGGGCGCUGACCCAGAUCUAGAACCAUACCCGUCAGAACCAAUCAUCUGUCACUGCCAGAGCUCUAUCUUCCUGAAGAAACUGGGGACACAGCCGCUAAGUCACUAUAUACAUGAGAACGUGUCUGUCCAGCGCGUGUUGCUCCUGUUCUACCACAGCAUGAGCCACGCAGCACUACACAGCUGUCUGAGCGCGACACGCAGCAUGGUUCAUCUACGCCCCCUCGGCCUGGCCCCGCUCAACGAUGCCCGCCUACACGCCCUCACCCCCACCACCUCCGUGUCCUCGCUGUGCGACGGCAGCCUCGACUUCCUGUCUAUGAUCAACGCCAUGAGCGAGUCUCCGCGGUCGCUGAAGGAGAUAGCGCGGGUGUCCAUCUACAAGUCUAUGGACAGGCAGCUGGCGGGGCGCGUGGAGGAGCUCCCCAUUCCUCACAUCGUCAAGAGAUACCUGAUGGAGGUGUCCUCCUGAGGCACAGUCUUGUGUGUUGUGUGUGUCGUGUGUCUCGUGUCGCGUGUCUCGUGGAGCAGCUCCCAUUCCUCACAUCAUCAAGAGAUACCUGAUGGAGGCAGGGUCCUGAGUCAUCAUCCUGUGUCUGGUGUGUCUCGUGUCACGGCCUGUGUGUACCUCUGUGUGUCUGGUGUGUCCCAUGUCACGGCCUGUGUGUACCUUGGUGUGUCUGGUGUGUCCCGUGUCACGGCCUGUGUGUACCUCUGUGUGUCUGGUGUGUCUCGUGUCACGGCCUGUGUGUACCUCUGUGUGUCUGGUGUGUCCCAUGUCACGGCCUGUGUGUACCUUGGUGUGUCUGGUGUGUCCCGUGUCACGGCCUGUGUGUACCUCUGUGUGUCUG
Aplysia californica (California sea hare) is the source of this 3097-nucleotide messenger RNA. RefSeq names its product ankyrin-3. The record is from RefSeq and is a predicted model, not a curated record. Lineage: Eukaryota; Metazoa; Mollusca; Gastropoda; Aplysiida; Aplysiidae. Gene Ontology annotation, biological process: intracellular signal transduction. Gene Ontology annotation, molecular function: protein binding.